GACAAGACUCCAAGUCUGAUUUUUCUCGAGGGCAUCUAUUUCAGAAAUUUAACGGAAUUGCUAAAGAUUUGGUGGAUGAACGACCUGAUCACUUACCUGCUGCUAUGUGGAGUUAUCAAGAUUUCAUCCGAUAAUCAGUGUGAAUUUGGGAGUGUUUAAAGAGAAGAAAAGUGGAAAAUUCAGUUUUGACAAAGCAGGGAUAUGUUUUAUGUCCGAACAGAAUAUUUUCAUAAUUUUAAUUGGGGUUGUAGGGGUAAAAUUUUAUUCUCUUUAUCCCAUUUGUCUAAUUGUCUUGGUCCUACUCUUUGCCUGUCCCACUUGAUUAUAUUUAUUAAAUUUUCAACGAUUCACAAAGUAAGUCAAUCCUCUCUCUCUUUACCACACACAAAAUUUAAGAGCAGAGCUCGGCGAUCGUAUGGCAGCUUAUGCCGCUCUUGCUUCCCUUUCUCAAACUACACAUCUUACUAUCAAUAAACACAAAUCUCACUUUUCCAUCGUUGCGGAAGAAAAAAUUAGAUCCAUCCAUGAGUAUGUCAUUUUCUUGCUAUCGUUCCUCCAAGAUUUUCCACAGAAAUCCAAGCGUUGGGAAGUCAAGAUGAGGGAUGUAGCUCAUGAAGCUGAAGAUAUUAUCGAACAAUACAUCUCCCAGCUGUCAUAUAAUAGAUGGAUUAGGCCGUCAAACGUGAAAUUUGAAGACCAGCUCAGUAAUGUAUCUCAAAAGUUAUGUUUGAUGGCUGGAGAUUUGAUAGACGACGGACCUGCUCACUCACGUCUUGCUGUCUCAUCAUCAUCAAGAGUUGCAUCUACUGGAAACAGUGCUGUGGUUGGUUUAGACGAAGAUUUGAUGGCAAUAAAGGAUCGGCUUUGUGGGUACCCAUCCAAACUGCAAGUCAUCCCCAUAGUGGGUAUGGGUGGGAUAGGUAAAACCACUCUUGCUAGAAAUGUUUAUGAUGAUCUACUAACUGUGGAACAUUUUCACAUUCGUGUUUGGCUCACAGUAUCACAAGAUUACAAUGCACCGAAAGUUCUUUUAGAUGUUCUACACUCAAUAAACUUGAUGGAACAAAGAAUGUGUUUGGGUGUUGAAGAUUCAAUGGUGUUGAGGGAAGAGCAAAUGCAUAGAGAGGAGACUGAUUAUUCUACAAUUGCGGAGACAGUGUAUAAAAAAUUGAAGGGUAGGAGAUAUCUCAUUGUCAUGGAUGAUGUCUGGAGCACAAAGGUUUGGGAUGAUGUGAGGAACAUAUUCCCGAAUGAUGGUAAUGGAAGUCGAAUCAUGUUAACCACUAGGCUAGGGGAUAUAGCCACUUAUCCCUACUCUAAUAGUCCUCCUCAUGAGAUGAGGUUCAUGGAUGAUUCUCAAAGUUGGGAUUUGCUUAAGGGAAAGGUAUUUGCUAACAACAAUUGCCCACCUGAGUUGGAACAUGUCGGGAAAGAGAUCGCAGGAAGCUGUGCAGGGCUACCCCUUGCUGUUGUCCUGGUUGCUGGAUUCCUGUCUGCAGUCAAUAAGACUCAUUCUUCUUGGGAGGAAAUUUCCAAAAAUGUAAAUCCAAGUGUUGGUGAAGAGCUAGAGAGGAUAUUAUCUUUGAGUUACACGCACUUGCCUCAUCAUUUGAGGCCGUGUUUUCUAUUUAUUGGAGUGUUUCCAGAAGAUGAAAUUAUUCGUGCUUCAAGACUUAUUAAAUUAUGGGUAGCUGAGGGCUUCUUGAAGCAUCAAAAUGGAUGCAGUAAAAGCUUGGAAGAGGAGGCAGAGGAGUAUUUGGAGGAUCUAGUCAAGAGGAAUCUUGUAACUGUGACAAGUAGGAAGAGUGAUGGUAAAAUCAAGUGUUGCAGCCUCCAUGAUAUGGUACGAGACUUGUGCAUAAGGAAAGCCCUUGAUGAGAGGUUUCUUCGUGUUGUGGUGGAUAGUCAUCUUGUUCGACAAGGCAUGAUAAAUGAGCGACGCAUCAGUUUCAAGCUUUCUGAUAUAGGUAACAUUUGGUGUCCAACCAUCCAUACCAUGCUAUGCUUCCGACUCCGGAGUUUCCCUAGUUCACCAGAGUUUGUACGACGUUUUAGGUUGCUUAGGAUAUUGGAUGCCAUGGGUGGCAACUCUAAACAGUUCCCUUCCCAAGUCUUUGAGCUGUUUCAUUUAAGAUAUCUUGCUUUAAAGUGUUCUUCCAGUAUUCCAUCAGUCAUAUCUAAUCUCAUGAAUCUUCAAACCUUAAUCAUUCUUCCAGCCUUUCCCAUGCUUCAGACCUCUUAUAAGUGGAAAGGACAUUGGAGAAUUGGCGAAGAUGUAUCCUAUUUGUCUUUGCCAUUGGAAAUUUGGAGGAUGCCUCAGUUAAGGCAUAUUGUCCUCUAUGAUCUUUAUAUGCUACCUCAUCCCCCAGAUGGAUCAAACCUUCCAUUAGUAAAUCUUCAAAGUCUUUCCUACAUAAUUGAUCUUGUAUGGACUGAACAGAUCUUGGAAAUGAUUCCAAAUGUCAAAAAAUUGGGACUAGUGUAUCGAAGCAAUAAAGGGUAUCACUUCCAUCUUCUCAAGCAUCUGAAUCAACUUGAAAAGUUGGAACUUUUUGGGCGGGUGGAGCAUAACUUGAUUACUUUCCCUCGGACACUAAAAAAGUUGACCUUGGUGGGCGGUGAAUUUCCAUGGGAAGAUAUGUCGAUUAUUGGUUCAUUGCCUAAUCUACAAGUGCUUAAACUACUAGAUUAUACUUGCUAUGGUGACACAUGGGAAACAACUGAUGGAGAAUUUCCUCAGCUGAGGUUUUUGCUAAUUGAGGGUUCAGCUUUACAGCAUUGGAUAACUGAGAGCAGUCACUUCCCAAGACUCCAGUGCCUAGUGCUUCGUUGGUGUCGGAAUUUAAGGGAGAUUCCAGUAAGUAUAGGAGAAAUUCCGACACUUGAAUUGAUUGAAGUGGAGUAUUGUAAAGAAGUCAGUCAAGCAGAUAAAUGAGGAUCAACAGAGCUAUGGAAAUGAUACUCUUCAUGUUCGUGUCUCCCAUUAUUUUUUAUCCUUGGAUGAUUCUCUUGUAGAGUUAGCCAAGAAAAUAAAAGAGAGUUACGGAAAUUAUAAUCUACGAGUUCUUGCCGAUGAUGAGCAUCAGUUUGAUUAGCAAAUACUAGCGACCAUCAAUUCAAGAGCUACAAUCUGCUGAAAGGAAAAAAAAAAUUCUAGAUCCAUCCCUGAUUAUAGUAACGAGUCUCUUGUGAAGUCAGCCAUGCAGAUCAACGAGGAUCAAGAUCAACAGCGCUGUGGAAAUUAUGCUCUUCACGUUCUGUCUCCCAUUUUAAUGAGCCAAGCAGAUAAUUGAGGAUCAACAGUGCUAUGGAAAUAAUACUCUUCUUGCUCGUGUCUCCCAUCAUUAUGAUAAGAUGUCACGGAAAAAGGCAAAGCUCUAGGUUAGGCAUUAGAGGAGAAUUUCAAGGUUGGCCAAGAAGAUUUGGAUUUGGAUUUUGGAACACAACACUUGCUUCCAAUAUAACCUCUUUUACAGCCCCCAUACUUGAUUGCUUUGAAUACAUUUUCAUAUUGAUCUUGUGUGGCAAGAGAACAUAACAUGAUCACUGUAUAUUCAUUGUGGAAAACAGGGUAUUCUUUCUAGACAUCAAUUCUGCC
This is a messenger RNA of Salvia miltiorrhiza (redroot sage), 3598 nucleotides long. RefSeq names its product putative late blight resistance protein homolog R1B-16. The record is from RefSeq and is a predicted model, not a curated record. The transcript is spliced from 5 exons. The coding region runs from base 416 to 2935 and encodes 839 amino acids. Gene Ontology annotation, molecular function: ADP binding. NCBI's taxonomy places the organism in Eukaryota, Viridiplantae, Streptophyta, Magnoliopsida, Lamiales, Lamiaceae. Gene Ontology annotation, biological process: defense response to other organism.